UAGACUUCGAAAUAUCUCAAGCUGUUCUCCUGUGUCCAACACGUCCCUUUGCAGAUCUCCUUGAUAUUUUUCCCUCCAAUUGUUAGUAUUAUCACCAUUAUUUUAUUUUUAGCUAUUACAAGACUUUUUUUAUUUCCAGAUGUUAGUCCACACCUAUUCCGCCAUGGACCGGCAUGAUGGAGUGCCCAGCCACAGUUCCAGGCUGUCCCAGCUGGGAUCCGUCUCGCAGGGACCCUACUCCAGCGCUCCUCCGCUCUCUCACACCCCAUCCUCGGAUUUCCAGCCGCCUUAUUUCCCACCCCCCUACCAGCCUCUUCCUUACCACCAAAGCCAGGACCCUUACUCCCAUGUCAAUGACCCCUACUCCCUGAACCCCUUGCACCAGCCCCAGCAGCACCCCUGGGGACAGAGGCAGAGGCAAGAGGUGGGAUCAGAAACCGGGUCACUGCUGCCGCAGCCUCGGGCCGCCCUGCCCCAGCUCUCGGGACUGGACCCCAGGCGGGACUACCACUCAGUACGGAGGCCAGAUGUCCUCCUGCACUCAGCUCACCAUGGCCUUGACUCCGGCAUGGGGGACAGCCUUUCUCUGCAUGGCAUCGGACACCCAGGGAUGGAGGAGGUCCAGUCAGUUGAAGAUGCCAAUAACAGCGGUAUGAACUUAUUGGACCAGUCUGUCAUUAAAAAAGUUCCGGUUCCUCCAAAAUCUGUUACUUCUUUGAUGAUGAAUAAAGAUGGCUUCCUGGGUGGAAUUUCAGUCAAUACCGGAGAGGUGUUUUGCUCUGUACCUGGCCGCUUGUCUUUGCUUAGCUCAACUUCAAAGUAUAAAGUAACUGUGGGAGAAGUUCAGAGGCGUCUUUCCCCUCCAGAGUGUCUGAACGCUUCCCUCCUAGGAGGAGUACUUAGAAGAGCCAAAUCGAAAAACGGGGGGAGAUCUUUGCGAGAAAGGCUAGAAAAAAUCGGUUUGAAUUUGCCAGCCGGCAGACGUAAGGCCGCAAAUGUCACUUUACUCACCUCCCUGGUGGAAGGUGAGGCCGUUCAUUUAGCUCGGGAUUUUGGGUACAUCUGUGAAACGGAGUUCCCAGCCAAAGCUGUUUCUGAGUACCUGAACAGACAGCACACGGACCCCAGCGACCUCCACUCCAGGAAAAACAUGCUGCUUGCUACAAAGCAACUUUGUAAAGAAUUUACAGAUCUCUUGGCCCAGGACAGAACGCCCAUUGGGAACAGCCGGCCCACCCCAAUUUUGGAACCGGGCAUUCAGAGCUGCUUGACUCACUUCAGCCUCAUCACCCACGGCUUUGGGGCCCCCGCUAUCUGCGCUGCCCUCACGGCCCUCCAAAACUACCUGACUGAAGCUCUCAAAGGCAUGGACAAGAUGUUCUUGAACAACAACACUGCUAACAGGCACACAUCUGGCGAAGGACCAGGUAGUAAAACUGGAGACAAGGAAGAGAAACACAGAAAAUGAGAGAGAGAGAGAGAGAGAGAGAGAGAGAAAGAGAGAGAGAGAGAGGAAAAAAUUAGAAUGAAAGAAAGGAAAAGAAAAAAAGUUAAAUAAAUAAAAGGAGAAGAGAGAGAUAACCUUUUAAAACAAAACCAUCAUAAUUUUAGCUUUAAAAAUACUGGAUUGGGCUUUGGAAGAAUUCUAUUAGGUAGGACAAAAUAAUAAUAAGCAUAAAAUAAAAAUAAUAAUAAUAAAAGAAAGACAAUAAUUUAAGAUCAGAGGAGCACAAUGGCGCAAGACCAGUGGUUCAGAGUCUCUUGCCAGGAACAUGUGAAGACAACCACCAGGAUAUUUUUCCCCACUUCUGUUCUUUCACAUUUUUAAAAUAAUGAUUGGGGGGGAGGGGAAUAUAAUAAUAAUUAAUAAUAAUAAUAAAAGAAAGACAUGAAUAACUUAUUGGAAGAAAUCUGGAGAAACAUUUUUGGUGUCAGUGCUUUGAUUUCUUGAGCUGCAUGGUCUGUCUUGCUAUUAUUUUUUUAAAAUUUUAUUCUUUUUGCUUUAAAAAACGUCCUGUCUCCACCUAGACUAAAACAAUCUUCCAGAGUGUUCCUUUCUGAGCAACCCCAUGGCCUCACUCCCCCCAGCUCUUCCCACCUCAUCUCAGCACCCUGGUUCUGUCUAGACUAGGAAAGGAGGGGAGCUCCCAGACCCCUCACCAAGCCAUC
Molecule: messenger RNA, 2169 nt
Organism: Lonchura striata (white-rumped munia)
Lineage: Eukaryota; Metazoa; Chordata; Aves; Passeriformes; Estrildidae
Source: RefSeq, a predicted model, not a curated record